CGCACGGCCGCGCGCCCUGAGCCGCGGAGUCUCCAGCGCCUCUCAGCAGAUCCCACUCUCUCCGGCGCCGCUACUCACACAGGCUUCCAGCCGCCACUGGGCGUCCUCUGUCUGCGGUAGCGCGGCCGAGGCGGCGGUGGGAAAGGUAGCUGCAGCCCGGCGCGGUCUCAGAGCUCCGUGCCCUGGACCGAGUCCGGGGAGAAGCGGAGAAGGAGGACGCCGAGGCGAGGAGGAGCCGCGCCGCGCCCGAGUCCGCGCGGCUGGCUGCCUUCGCUACCGGUACCGCAGCCCCAGGUCCUUUGCAGCCAGCAUGAUGCCAUCUUUAUAACCCGUGGAGGAGAGAGCGCUCACCAUGUUCAGCUGUGCAACCAGCCCCAGAGAGGCAGUGUGUCUCUGAGUCACCUGAGCGCCGUGCUGCUGCCUGCCUGCUGUCCACCCACCUCUCUUCACCUCUGACGAUCUUCCUAGUGUCUGCAGGCUCUCCUGGGACGACUAUCUCAAAGGGAAGUGCCUCUCAGAAGCAUCUGGCAUGUCAGAGCUACAGUGUCUUCCAUGGGACUUCCUUUGUGAACAGCUUCCAUUUAAAAGAGUUGUGUGAAUACCUUGUUUCAGUCAAGUUCCCAAAGAACACAUUUGUCUUCUGAUCUGCUGGAGGGCUUAAGGAAGCUACUAGAGAAUGAGCUCCACAAAAAUGAGGAUGUAAACCAAGAAAGAGGAAACCAUGGGAUCCAGGAAGCGGGGGACCCAACACAGGCGAGAGGCACAGGGAUUUCGCAAGAUGGUGUUAAAAAGAAGCCCCAGGACAACAGAAUCCGAUGAUCUCCGUGGGGACCCUGCACUCAGCCAUCAAAGCACUCCCGCCCCUCAGGAUGCUCGUAAUUCAAUAGUAGAUGCAGGCGGCGUUGAAAGCAUCACACAGUGUCCCCAGCAGCUUCCUCAGAUGAUGGCUGCAGCAGCCGAUGGUUUGGGGAGUCUCGCAAUCGACACGACCCAGCUGAACAUGUCAGUGACGGACCCCACCGCCUGGGCCACCGCUAUGAAUAACUUGGGCAUGGUUCCCGUGGGGUUGCCUGGACAGCAGCUCGUGUCAGACUCAAUCUGUGUACCAGGCUUUGAUCCAGGCCUCAACAUGAUGACUGGGAUCACCCCUAUUAACCCAAUGAUACCAGGCCUGGGGCUGGUCCCACCCCCGCCAACAGAAGUGGCUGUCGUCAAAGAAAUAAUCCACUGCAAAAGCUGUACUCUUUUCCCCCAAAACCCAAAUCUUCCACCUCCCUCCACAAGAGAACGACCUCCUGGGUGUAAGACCGUGUUUGUCGGGGGAUUACCAGAAAACGCCACUGAGGAAAUCAUCCAAGAAGUCUUCGAGCAGUGCGGCGACAUCACAGCGAUUCGGAAAAGCAAGAAGAAUUUUUGUCACAUUCGCUUUGCCGAGGAGUUCAUGGUUGAUAAAGCCAUUUACCUUUCCGGUUACCGGAUGCGCUUAGGGUCUAGCACGGACAAAAAGGACUCAGGCCGGCUGCACGUGGACUUCGCCCAGGCCCGGGACGACUUCUACGAGUGGGAGUGCAAGCAGAGGAUGCGCGCCCGCGAGGAGCGGCACCGGCGCAAGCUGGAGGAGGACCGGCUGCGGCCGCCCUCGCCGCCGCCCAUCAUGCACUACUCAGAGCACGAGGCCGCGCUCUUGGCCGAGAAGCUGAAAGACGAUAGCAAGUUUUCAGAGGCCAUCACAGUGCUGCUGUCCUGGAUUGAGCGAGGGGAAGUAAACCGGCGGUCCGCAAACCAGUUCUAUUCCAUGGUGCAGUCGGCCAACAGCCAUGUCCGCCGGCUGAUGAACGAGAAAGCCACCCAUGAGCAGGAGAUGGAGGAGGCCAAGGAGAAUUUCAAAAAUGCCUUAACCGGGAUCCUCACUCAAUUUGAGCAGAUUGUGGCCGUUUUCAACGCUUCUACCAGACAAAAAGCUUGGGACCAUUUCUCGAAAGCUCAGCGCAAGAACAUAGACAUUUGGCGAAAGCAUUCUGAGGAGCUCCGGAACGCUCAGAGUGAGCAGCUUAUGGGCAUCCGCCGCGAAGAAGAGAUGGAGAUGUCGGAUGAUGAGAACUGUGACAGCCCUACUAAAAAAAUGAGAGUUGAUGAAUCAGCCCUGGCCGCCCAGGCCUACGCGCUUAAAGAAGAGAACGACAGCCUCCGGUGGCAGCUGGACGCCUACAGGAACGAAGUGGAGCUGCUGAAGCAGGAGAAAGAGCAGCUGUUUCGAACGGAAGAAAACCUGACCAAGGACCAGCAGGUGCAGUUCCUGCAGCAGACCAUGCAAGGCAUGCAACAGCAAUUGCUGACCAUCCAGGAGGAGUUAAACAACAAAAAGUCAGAAUUGGAACAAGCAAAGGAAGAGCAGUCACACACACAGGCAUUACUCAAAGUCCUCCAGGAACAAUUGAAGGGUACCAAGGAGUUGGUCGAGACCAAUGGCCACAGCCAUGAGGACACAAAUGAAAUUAAUGUGUUGACAGUCGCAUUGGUCAACCAAGACCGAGAGAACAAUAUUGAGAAAAGAAGCCAAGGCUUAAAAUCAGAGAAAGAAGCUCUGCUGAUCGGCAUCAUAUCAACGUUUCUUCACGUCCACCCUUUUGGAGCCAAUAUAGAAUAUCUCUGGUCAUACAUGCAGCAGCUGGACUCCAAGAUAUCUGCAAACGAAAUCGAAAUGCUUUUGAUGAGGUUGCCACGCAUGUUUAAACAGGAAUUCACAGGCGUGGGAGCAACGCUGGAAAAAAGGUGGAAGUUGUGUGCCUUUGAAGGAAUUAAAACUACCUAACUGUGAAGAGCAGCAGAGUCUCUGGAUAUGAAACUGCCUGAACCCAGCCAGGGCUGUGCAGUGUGAGCCCAGGAGGUUUGGGGCUGGUCCAGCGCAGGACCUUUAUGGGGCCAUCAGAGCCGGACUUCAGUUACAUCUGUGGCGUUCUCUCGUGAGUGGAAAUGUAAUUGUGUACCAGUUCCCUAAAACAAACAAAGCUUCAUACUGUGACAGAUCUGUUUGCUAUGAAAACCAACGAUUCCACGGUCAUGAUGGCAAAACCUUAAAAUAUGCUACGUUUGAGAAUAGCUCACCAAGUAAAAUAUUUAAAGUUAAUGAUGGUGUGGCAAUGGUUGUUGCUAGGCUACAGAGUUGUAUAUGUAAUCUAUAGCUGAAAUCAUUCAAUGACAUUUUCCUGAAAGUCUUUCUGUUUUAGUAAAAAAAAAAAAAAGAGAAAAAAAGUAAUUUUACAGUGAGGAAAAUAAAUCAUACCAAAAGAAAACUUGAAUAUGUGUCUGAACAGUUACUGUAUUUUGUAAAUUAAGUUAUAUGCUGUUAUAGGGACUUCUGCCUUAUUGAAGAGGCAGAAGAUGUGAUUGUACUCCUUGAGAAUGCUCUACCAAGAAUAUUAUUUUUCUAAUGUAACAGUUCUCCAUCAUAAGUUCUUUUAACAUGGACGGCAUAACAAUUUUCAUAAAAUGUAAAUAAAAGAAAAACUAGUGCUACUGUCUUGUACUUGGUAUAAAAUUCAGGUUUCUGCAUCAAAAUAAACAUUUAGUAAAUA
Messenger RNA from Globicephala melas (long-finned pilot whale), 3575 nucleotides. RefSeq names its product ecto-NOX disulfide-thiol exchanger 1 (gene ENOX1). Gene Ontology annotation, cellular component: external side of plasma membrane; plasma membrane. Gene Ontology annotation, molecular function: protein disulfide isomerase activity; RNA binding; NADH dehydrogenase activity. The record is from RefSeq and is a predicted model, not a curated record. Gene Ontology annotation, biological process: ultradian rhythm. NCBI's taxonomy places the organism in Eukaryota, Metazoa, Chordata, Mammalia, Artiodactyla, Delphinidae.